This is a messenger RNA of Serpula lacrymans var. lacrymans S7.9, 1191 nucleotides long. RefSeq lists its product as uncharacterized. Bases 121 to 1077 code for a protein of 318 amino acids. The record is from RefSeq and is a predicted model, not a curated record. Lineage: Eukaryota; Fungi; Basidiomycota; Agaricomycetes; Boletales; Serpulaceae. Gene Ontology annotation, biological process: succinate transport; fumarate transport; transmembrane transport. The transcript has 6 exons.
GGGACAUAGUCCAUUAUUCAUUGCUCCUUUACCUUAGUACUAGCGCUAGCUUACCAGGGCUGGUGACUCAUCCUUGCAAUAUCCAGGUCGCGAAUCUAGAACAACAGAGAGCGCUUAGCUAUGUCUCGAGCAGGGAAAAAGAAACCAGUAGGUUUUGCAACGCACAUUACCGCUGGUGGACUAGCAGGGGGAAUGGAGGCGCUGUGUUGUCAGCCGCUGGACACCAUCAAGGUGAGAAUGCAGUUAUCCAAGUCGGGGUUGGCACCUGGGACGAAACCCAGGGGUUUUAUUGCCACUGGUAUCUUGAUUGUGAGACGUGAAACACCAUUGGCUUUGUAUAAAGGUCUUGGAGCUGUUCUUUCGGGAAUCGUGCCAAAAAUGGCCAUUCGUUUUGCAAGCUUUGAAACAUACAAAGGCUGGUUGGCCGACAAAACAACUGGAAAUACCAGCGUCGGUUCCAUCUUUAUUGCUGGUCUCGCUGCAGGGACUACUGAAGCGGUAGCUGUAGUUACGCCAAUGGAGGUGGUGAAAAUCCGCCUACAGGCCCAGCAGCAUUCUCUCGCUGAUCCACUAGAAGCACCCCGGUACCGCAAUGCAGGACAUGCGGUGUACACAAUAAUUCGAGAGGAAGGAAUAGCAACACUAUACCGAGGUGUCUCUCUUACAGCUCUGCGGCAAGCCACUAAUCAAGGUGCCAAUUUCACUGCCUACCAAGAAAUCAAGAAGUUAGCCCAUCGAUAUCAACCUGAACUUCAAGAGCUACCAUCUUACCAGCACAUGAUCAUCGGUCUCAUUUCCGGGGCUAUGGGGCCAUUCUCCAACGCUCCAAUAGACACGAUAAAAACACGAUUACAGAAGGCCACGGCGGAGCCAGGGCAAUCUGCGUUUCAGCGAAUACAGCUGAUCGCCUCUGAUAUGUGGCGGCAAGAGGGUGUCAGAUCCUUCUACAAGGGAAUAACCCCACGUGUGUUGCGAGUUGCACCUGGGCAGGCGAUUGUAUUCGCAGUGUACGAACGAGUGAGCACGAUGAUCGAGAAGUUGAAAGUAACCACGAGCGAGGACCACUAUUCGGAGUGAUUGUAGGAUAAUGUAGGACUUUUUAUGGUCGAGCGACCUAUGACAGGAUGAUAACGCUGUAAUGUGUGAUACCCAUAGUAUUGUAUAACCACAACUUGAGAGGUUUGGUUUAGU